Centruroides sculpturatus (bark scorpion) is the source of this 449-nucleotide messenger RNA. Its product is annotated as toxin Isom2-like. Gene Ontology annotation, cellular component: extracellular region. Lineage: Eukaryota; Metazoa; Arthropoda; Arachnida; Scorpiones; Buthidae. Gene Ontology annotation, biological process: defense response. The coding region runs from base 23 to 316 and encodes 97 amino acids. Gene Ontology annotation, molecular function: sodium channel inhibitor activity. The transcript is spliced from 2 exons. The record is from RefSeq and is a predicted model, not a curated record.
UUAAGAAUAAUUAAUUUGAACGAUGAUAACUUUGAUUUUGAUCGUCUCUUUCGUAGCAGCAGUUGAAAAUGCUCGGAGACACGGAUACAUCAUCGUGGACGGAGAACCCAUGGAAUGUCCUUUGGAAGAAGAAAGAUUCCUCGAACAAGAUACAGAUUACUGUGAUUUGAAAUGCAAGGAACGUGGAGCCAAAUCAGGAGUCUGCUGUUACGGAGGUUGCUUUUGUUACGAUAUUCCAGAUGACGAAAAAGUAGUGGACGUUACUCCAUUUCGGAACAGAUUAUGUAAAUAUCUCACAAAAUUUUGGGAUAAAUAAAUAUGGAAUGAUAUCAACACUCUGGUAAUACAAUAGUAAAGAAAUAAGUACAUUUAGCAGUUUACUUUGUAUAUUUAAUUUGUAAUUGUUAUCAUAAAAUUAUUAAUAAAAUUUCUCCGCAUUGUAAAAAUUA